GGAAGGCCCCGCCCGCCCGCCUGCCAUGGCUGCCGCCUCCUCCUCGUCGUCCUCCAGCAGGACCAAGGCGGGGGAGCCCCCCCUGCAGCCCCUGGCGCUCACGCCCGCCGACCAGGCGAACCUCCGCUUCCUGUGGGCCAAGGUGUACGAGGAGGCCGAGGAGAACGGCCGGCUGAUCGUCAUCAAGUUCUUUACAGAUUACCCAGAGACCAAGCAGUACUUCAUCCACAUCCCAACCGAGGGGACGCUCCACAGCAACCCCAUGGUGGCCUUCCAUGGCAGGAGAGUCAUGGUGGCCAUGAACCAAGUGUUUGAGAACAUAAACAACUGGAAGCGGGCCUGCAAGCUGCUGGAAUGCCUGGCAGAGUCACACAAGAAUGUCCAUCGGGUGCCCGUGAACCUGUUCCAGGCAAUGUUCCGGACGAUGCGAAGCACCUGCCAAGACAUCCUGGAGAAUGAGUUCACUGAUGACAUGCUGGUCUCCUGGGAGAAGCUCUUUGGAGCAGUCUACGAAGUCAUCAGCGCUGUCUACACUCGGAACCCGCUCUCCUAGAACGAGAGUGGCCAGCGGUUGCCCCACCCUGUGUUUGGAUAGUUGGGCUAUUGGAGUGGAGGUGAUCAAGGGGGCAGGCAGCGGGGCAUAUGUUUGGAUUCCUCCCGCAGAGGACUGUGUUCACUCGGGGGUGAAAGCCCUCCCUGGCCAGAUCUGGGCUGCCGCUUCAUCUCCAUCUAUGCAGCAGCUGGCCCCUCCCUGUGCCGCUUGCCUCAAAGCCAGAGAGAAGGGUGGAGGAGAGGCAGGAAGGCCCAGGAGUCUCCUCUCCGAGCUGGGACAUCAGCUGCCUGCCUCCCCAAAGGAAAGGAUUGUGGCUAAGAGUGGGGCUGCCUCAGCCACUGGCUGGAGUCAUGUCCUGGUCUUCCUGCCUUCCAAAGAGCAGAGUGGGAAGGCCUCUAAAGGAGGAGGCCAGCCCCACCUGGUGGACGGACGAUGGGAUUGCCCCUGGCUGCUUCUGCUGUGUUGGUGAAGAGGAGCCCAGCAGGACAUCGGAAGAUCACGAGAGCCCUGGGGGGGGGGGGGUCUGGGUCAUCUAGCACCACCUGCCUUCCCUCCGUGCCCCCACCCUGGACUCCCAUUUAUGCCCAGCCUUUCACACCUUUUUUAAAAAAAUCAAAGCCAAUUUGCAGCAUAUAAUGAGAAUAACUCAACUGCCUUAGGAGUAUUAAAACUGGAACCACAGUCUGAAGCACCAAUAAAGUGGCAGCAGAAUAAA
Heteronotia binoei (common prickly gecko) is the source of this 1268-nucleotide messenger RNA. RefSeq names its product cytoglobin-like. Gene Ontology annotation, biological process: oxygen transport. The transcript has 4 exons. Bases 26 to 553 code for a protein of 175 amino acids. Gene Ontology annotation, molecular function: oxygen binding; heme binding; iron ion binding. The record is from RefSeq and is a predicted model, not a curated record. Lineage: Eukaryota; Metazoa; Chordata; Lepidosauria; Squamata; Gekkonidae.